This is a messenger RNA of Lonchura striata (white-rumped munia), 1083 nucleotides long. NCBI's taxonomy places the organism in Eukaryota, Metazoa, Chordata, Aves, Passeriformes, Estrildidae. The record is from RefSeq and is a predicted model, not a curated record.
GGACCCGCAUCGGUACCGGGGCCGUGCAGAGACACCGGCACCAGCACCGCCGAGACAGCCCCGGCACCGGCGCCGGCGCCGUGCAGAGACGCGGUGUCCGAUCGGUACCGGCACCGCCGAGACAGCCCCGGCACCGGCACCGGAACAACCGACACCUCCCCGGCACCCGGACUGGGACCGCCCAGAGCCCCGCGGGCCGGGACCGGCCCCCGCGCCAUGGCGGGCGGCAGAGCGGGGUCCCGGCGGCGGCCGAUGACCUUGGCCGAGGCGGGCCCGGGCACGGAGAACGAGCGGCUGGGCUUGGUCCGGCUCAGCAUGCUGCGCAACCCGCUCAUCAUCAAGCCAGAACUUGGAAAGCCCAUGAGAAACUGCUACUCCCUGCCAGGCCCUGAUUUUACCUAUGGGAUAUACACGCACAAGAGAGAUGGAGGAGUCCCUGAAGCCAUAGGCCACUGGGAUUCAGUGAAGGCCAAGCCUCACAAAAGGGUCAUGCCCCGAGACUUCGUGGCCAUGGGCCGUGCAGCUGUGGACGAAGGCUGCACCACAGCCCGGGACUUUGCUCUCUACUACAAGUACAUGGACAUCCGCUGCAAGGACAAGGGCAUUCUCAGAUAUGGGGGCAAGGUACCUCCAGGCAUGACUUUUGGCAAGCCACCACGGCCUUCCACUCCAUUUUUUGACCUCAUACAACACAGAUACAAGGAACUGUGGAUGGAGGAGCAGAGAGCCCGGACUGUAGUCCAGCACGUGGUGAAGAAAAAGGUGGGAAUAGUCCAGCAGAACCGCACCACGUUCCUGCGCACGCACCCGCCGCCGGUGAAGGAGGAGUCCUUCUGGCACCUACAACGCUUUGAGAAGGUUGAGCCUCAUCUCAGGACUUUUCCAGACCCUGAAUCCCGGAAAAAGGCUCUCAGUGCCUCGCGUUGAGGAGUCCUGUGAGCUGUCCCCUUCCCCAGAGAGCCCCCACAGCAAGGAUGGUGCUGGGCACAGCCCUGGGGUUCCACAUGCAACAGACUUUCUCUCAGGUUUUACAGAGUUGUGCUAACGCAGAUAUAGCCAAAUAAAUCACAAAUAUAAGAGGAA